AUGGAUCAAAACGUUCGAUUUCACCCACUAAUAAGCUCGAUACAGAAGGUGGCUUUAUUCGAGACAAAAGCGAAACUGUACCUUAUCGGGAGCAACAGUAAGGAGACGCGAUUUCGCGUACUAGAAAUAGAUAGGCGUGCUCCGGAGCUGACGAUCUAUGAAAAUCCCAACGAACUUGAAAAGGGCGACAUCCGUAAGUUUGUUCAGUCGCGUUCCUUCAUACGAUCGAUCAGUGCGUACGGCGUUCUGGGAUUUGUUAAAUUCCUCGAAGGGUAUUAUUUGAUACUGGUCACCAAGCGCACUCGCUGCGCCUUCAUUGGCAAGCAUAUAAUCUACACCAUCAAGGAUACUGCCAUGAUUCGCGUGAACGAAUCUUCCAGUAAACAGAUGCACCCGCUGGAGCAGCGCUACGUGAAGAUGUUUAAUAACGUAGAUCUAAAUAGUAAUUUUUACUUCAGCUACAGUUACGACCUUACCCACAGCUUGCAAUAUAAUCUGGCCGCACCCAAGUUUGUUGGUACGCGGUGCGAUAUUGUCAAGGAUGAACCACUUGUUUGGCAGAACCGAACCGGAGAAAAAAUUACGUAUGCAUUCCGGGGAGUAUCGCGGGAACGAUUCGUGUGGAAUUCGUUUCAUCUUAAGCCAAUGCGGGAUAUUAUUCACAAGGAUUGGAUGCUAGAAAUCAUACAUGGAUUCAUUAGCCAGUCAAGCAUCAGUAUAUUUGGACGGCAAGUGUACGUUUGCUUGAUAGCGCGCCGCAGCACUCGGUAUGCUGGUACACGAUUCCUCAAACGUGGUGCUAACUUUCACGGUGACGUUGCGAAUGAGGUAGAAACGGAGCAGAUUGUGCUGGAUGGCAAUAGAAUGUGUAGCUUUACGCAGCUUCGGGGCUCGGUGCCUUCACACUGGUCGCAAGACGUUAGCAAGAUGGUACCGAAACCCCAGAUUGCUAUCGACCUUUCCGAUCCAUACGGGGAAACGGCAGGUAAGCACUACCACCGCCUAAUGUUUCACUAUGGCGCACCGGUUAUCAUACUGAAUUUGGUGAAAACAAGAGAAAAACGUCGCCAUGAAAGUUUGCUUAGCGAAGAAAUGCAAACGACGGUGAGUUAUUUAAAUCAAUUUCUCCCUCCGAACCUUCGCAUUCGCUACAUCGAUUUCGAUAUGGCUCGCAAAAGCCGAGGUACGGGAAACGUGAUGGAAAAGCUGGCAAAAAUUGCUGAAACAGUAAUCCAGCAGACAGGAAUGUUUUAUUUGGACGAUGAGUGCAGCCAAAGACAGACCGGAAUUGUGCGUGUGAACUGUGUCGACUGUCUGGAUCGUACCAAUACGGCACAAUUUGCGAUUGGGAAAUGUGUUUUGGCACACCAGUUGUAUGACUUAGGAUUCUUGAAGGAACGCAAACUGGAGUUCGAGUCGGAUUGCAUAACGAUGCUUGAGAAUCUGUAUGAAGAUCAUGGCGAUACGUUGGCGCUGCAGUACGGUGGUUCGCAACUGGUGCACCGGAUUAAAACCUAUCGGAAGACGGCGGUAUGGGCUUCGCAAGGUAAUGACAUAAUGCAAACGCUUAGUCGAUACUACAGCAAUACCUUUAGCGAUACGGAAAAACAACACAGCAUCAAUCUAUUUCUCGGCUACUACAUUCCUUCGAAAUCGGAGGUGAACAAACCCCUACACAUUUGGGAUCUGGAGACGGAUUUUUACAUACAUAACUCACGAUUCGAUGAAAUUAGACAAAUAUCAUCCACACCGCUCACGCAAUGGGUUAGUCCAUUCGUAUUGAACUGUUUGCCCGACGCAGUGAGCGAUGAGAAUCGUGUCGUGAAGGAGCUGAUCAAGAUACAUUCGAAUGAUGCUGAAAUAAUUGAUUACUAUUCAAACUUCCAUUACGAUUACAAGCUCACUUCGUUCGAGGAGCACAUCGACUAUCAACUGAGCCAUCUGUCACGAAACCUUGCGCCAGCUUUUCGCUCCCACUUUAGUCCUUUCGAGCCUAUUCGCCGACAGCAAAGCACGGCACUGAAGAAUCCUUCCCUGACUGGUCAAUCAUCGACCAGUUCGGCCAACAGCUCGUCGUCCGAUCGUUCUGACGAUGAAUCAGAGUCGGAUGAGGAGGAUAAAAGUAAUCGCAACACCGCACCAACCAGCAGCAACAAUAGCAGCCGUGCAGAGGAUCCGGUAACGCUGAGCUCCAUGUUCCCGAUGACGAAUGACAUAUACGGAUUUGAAAUACGAAUGCCCAAAAAAGCGGACAUGUUGAAGUACGAAAAGUAUGCUGAAAUCAAUCGAAUCAGUAGCUCAUUCGGUGGGCCAAUUCGACCAUCCUCCCCUCAUCAGUACAACCGCCACGCACAAAUGAACGAAAGUGGUGGACUUUCGAUAUGUAACAAUGAAAUUAUUAUUGCGAAUGGAACGAUGGAGAAGGAUAUUCAGAACGACAUUGCCAUUCCGACCGUAAGCGAGGAGAGUAUAGCAAUCUACAAAAAGUACUGUAUGCUGAAAUACACCAUCAUGCAUGAUUUUCGCUGCGAUCCAAAGAUACUGGAAUAUGUAAAUAUGUUUGCAUAA
Molecule: messenger RNA, 2568 nt
Organism: Anopheles marshallii
Lineage: Eukaryota; Metazoa; Arthropoda; Insecta; Diptera; Culicidae
Gene: FIG4
Product: polyphosphoinositide phosphatase
Exons: 4
Coding region: 1-2568 (855 amino acids)
Biological process (GO): phosphatidylinositol dephosphorylation
Cellular component (GO): intracellular membrane-bounded organelle
Molecular function (GO): phosphatidylinositol-3,5-bisphosphate 5-phosphatase activity
Source: RefSeq, a predicted model, not a curated record